Messenger RNA from Cyclocybe aegerita, 801 nucleotides. The record is from the annotation of a GenBank genome assembly. Lineage: Eukaryota; Fungi; Basidiomycota; Agaricomycetes; Agaricales; Hemipholiotaceae.
AUGGCCAAAUUGACCGGUCUGCCUGCUGAGCUCCAGUACGAGAUCGUCGCCGAGGUCGUCGCUGAGUAUGUCGAUCGGGCUAUUACCUGCAUUCCUGUUGUGUUAGGUCCCGUUGAAGUCGAGGAUUCCGACGAGGAUGGGUCUGAAGAGGAGGAAUCGGACGACAGCAAUGACUCGGCUGAAGAGGAUGAAGAAGAUGAGGACAGUGACGAGGACGCCCCAUCAGAUUCCGGGGACGAUGAGGAGAGCGAUGGUGAAGAGGGCGACGACGACGAACAUGAGGACGUGUAUGAGGAAUCACCAUGCGCCUGCUACAAAAAUCCUCGCCUCCGGGCCGCACUUCGUAAAUGGGAGGACAAGGACAGGGAGGAGAAGCUGCCUCCCAACACCAUCAAGCCCCUCCUCGCUGCUUGUCGUGACCUGCGCGAGACCACGAUGACCGUUCUCGCAUCAUACCUCCUUCGAGAGUCCACGCAUCAUCCUGAACAGAUGCAUGAGGAGUUAGAAUCGGACAAGGACGUUGAGCGUGCAUCUCUGGCGUUCCUCAUGGGCACGACAGUUUUAGUCAGUGACAUGGCCUCCCUUUUGAACGAGGAAGACUUCCCUGGCUUUCCUGAACCCCUGGUCGAGAUGAUCCAAGGUCUGCACCAACUCCUACUGAAGUCGUUGGAGGUGAAGAGGUUCCCCCAAUGCGGUCCAGAAAAUCGAAAUACCAAGGCGGCCCUAGAGAUGAUUGCGCUUAUUGUCCCGCAGAUCCAGCAGUUGAAGCCAUCGUCUUAUUACGCUGAUGUUCGAGUGUAA